Anolis carolinensis (green anole) is the source of this 2969-nucleotide messenger RNA. It is a transcript of the gene fbxw12, whose product is annotated as F-box and WD repeat domain containing 12. The transcript is spliced from 10 exons. The record is from RefSeq and is a predicted model, not a curated record. The coding region runs from base 260 to 1615 and encodes 451 amino acids. Gene Ontology annotation, molecular function: protein binding. NCBI's taxonomy places the organism in Eukaryota, Metazoa, Chordata, Lepidosauria, Squamata, Anolidae.
GUGAAAGUGGUGCCAAACUGCGUUAAUUCCACCUCUUUGUCUCCGGCCUCCCAAACGCGAAAGUCCUGGCAGGCGGGCUCAGCGUAGUCCCGCCUGCUUCGGAUCCUGACGAAGAGGAGGAGGAGGAGGAGGAGGAGGAGGAAGAGGGCCGCAGCCCCGCCUCGACAACAAGAGGGACCAUCCCGGGGCGUCCUCUCCGCCGAGCCCUGGGCCAAGGGCUUCUCUCUCUCUCUCUCUCUGUCCCUCUCUUGCGGGGAAGAUGAGUGCCGACGCGCUGCCGCUGGACUGCCUGCUCCACCUCUUCGCCUGCCUGGAGGUGCCCGACCUGCUCCGAGCCGCCCAAGUCAGCAAGACAUGGAACGAAGCAUCAGAGACCACUUCUCUUUGGAGAAAUUUGUGUCUAAGACGGUGGGCCUUCUGCAAUAUCUCUGUGAUCCCAGGAAUGCAGACCUGGAAAAAGUACUACCUCCACCGAUCAAACCUUGAGCAUAAGAUGGAAUCAGGACGGCCUUCAGUUGAUUAUACAUGUAAAGCUAUUAGAGGACAUAAAGGAGUAAUAAAUGCCAUGGCUUAUCUAUCAGAGAAUGAACACACUUUUGCAACAGGAAAGGUGAAGUCUAUUGUAUGUACUGCAUCUUCUGAUGGCACUAUCAGAGCAUGGAAUGUCCAAGAGGGCACGCAGAUUUGGUCAAGUCCACAACAGGAAGCUCCACUACUAAAUAUUAUCACAUUUCCUCUGCAUAAAUUGGCAGCUACCACAGACUCUCAGGGGACAGUGAAACUGUGGCAUGGAGACACAGGGGAAGAGCUUGCAGCAUUUUCAGUGUCAUCCUCCUCGUGCUCUGUGGUUGGCUACACAAUAAACAAUAAGCCAUUCCUAACGGUAGGCACCGGAGAAGGUGUACUCUACCAAUUGGCAGCUGCUGACUUAAGCCAGGUUUUACGCACAAAAGUGUUUCACGCUGGUGGCAUAGAGUUGUCACUCUGCUCGCCAGAUGGACAAUGGAUAAUUGUUUGUCCUACUGAUCCUGCUUAUUCGCCAAAGGUAUUCUACACACAUUGUGUAACUCACCCAGAUGAUGAUGAACUGAUGUUGUCUAGCCCCUUACCAGUCACAGACCACCGUCUUGUCACCUGCUGGUUACCAGCAGAACCAGCAAGAAUAGCCAUAAUGCAUAACGAUGAGAUUAAUUUUCGCAUUGUUUGCUUUGAUAUAGCCAUUGAGAAGAAGUCCAGAUAUAAAAGAAACAUUACAGCUCAACAGGUUGCAAGCUUCACGUUACCAACACAAGAACCAUGGAUGACUGAGAAGAUCAUGAAAGGAUCUGGCAAACAAACUAUUCUUAUAGCAGCUGGAUUGGAGCUGAAAUUAUACUCUCUGAUGGGGACUGAAUUAAUGGCUUUCAAGGAUCACUAUAAAAUUAUUACAUCAAUCUGGGUGGAUCCAUUUCAUGUUGUUACAUCAUCCAUGGACCUCUCUCUCCGUGUGUACUCCUGGAAAAAUGACAACAAAUCCUCCUUGUUGAUUAGUUGCUAUCAUUUACUAGGUGGUUCUCACAGAUGGUCAAGGAAAAUUCAGCUGACUGGAAAUGUUCACGCAAAGGAACUUCAAUAAAAUAUUCUUCAUCUUGUUUCAUGCUCAAAUCUGAAAGGAAGAAGAAAAGUUAAUGAAUAUAUUUCUAAAUAUGCCAUAAACAGAAAAGUCAUGAUACUCUAUAAUCGAUACAGGUUGAAUAUUAAUUAUCCAAAAUGCUCGGGACCAAAAGUGUUUUCGAUUUCAGAUUUUUGAGUAUUUUACAUGUAUAUGUGUACAUAAUAAGGUAUCUUGGAAAUGAAAUUGAAGUCUAAAAAUGAAAUUCAUUUCUGUUUUAUAUACAACUUAUACACAGCCCAAAGGUAGUUUUAUGUAAUGUUUUAAAUGAUUUGUGCAUAAAACAAAGUUUGUGCACAUUGAACCAUAAAGGAAAGCAAAGGUGUCAUUAUCUCAGUUACCCAUGUGGACAAUUUUGGAGUAUUCUGGAUAAGAAACACACAACCUGUACUUUAGUGCAAUAAACCCAUUCUACUUCUUAUAAGAAAAAAUAUGGUUUUGGAAUAUAUACUGCUUUUAUAAGGUGUGCAUUUGUUGUACUGAAUUCCAAUUUGGUAGAUGCCAAAUGUUCCAUGUAAGUUUGCCUAAGUAAUAAAACACUUUUUUUUGCAUCUGGAACAGACAACAUUAGCAUUGUGUGAUGAUACGUGGAUAUGCUCCACUCCUCUUUCCUGCCAUUCUUCAGUCCCUUUAUGCAUAAAAACUAUCUGCAAAGGAGCCUCACCUAUUUCAAAGAUAUUCUCUCGAGAGUACAGAAUAUUUGGGGGUGAGGGUCUUUUUGGCACAAGGUACAAAACAUGGAUGACUGGUUAUGACCAUAAAUACAAUACACAGUAAAAACACAGAAGCAUAAAACAGACAAGCUGGUCUAAAAAUGAAGAACACAAUUGAAGUACCUAGUAUUUUCAAAGGCUGUGAUCACAAAUCUGUACCCCUUAAUGUUAGUGACCUGUAAUGUCCAUCCGCCCAAAUCAGCAUAGCUGAUGUUAAGAGAUGACAAGAGCUAUAGUCCAACAAGUGGACAGCAAUUCGUUCUCAUGCCUGCUAUACACGUGAAAAUUGCCUAUCAGGUAUGUUUUGUUUCCAGAACUCGGGAUUUUCAUACAAUGAAAAUGGCCUCAAAAAUUGUUUAUUAUAAGACCAGAACAUGGUUAUCAAGUUGCCUCAUUUAGAGGGCUAUCCACAAUUCCACCGACUGAAAACCUUAUUUAAAAUUUUUCCAAGACUGUGUCCAUUUAGGUAUGAUGAAAGGCUGCGGUUUUCGUGUUUUUAUUACAAUAUAUUGAAUUAACCACAUUGCACCUGCUCUUUUACAAGCAACUAGGAGCCUCCAUGACACAUACAAUUUUUAAAUACUAAAAAUAAUUUCCUUGCUAUC